Maniola jurtina (meadow brown) is the source of this 1405-nucleotide messenger RNA. It is a transcript of the gene Cyt-c1, whose product is annotated as cytochrome c1, heme protein, mitochondrial. Lineage: Eukaryota; Metazoa; Arthropoda; Insecta; Lepidoptera; Nymphalidae. The record is from RefSeq and is a predicted model, not a curated record. Gene Ontology annotation, molecular function: electron transfer activity; heme binding. Gene Ontology annotation, biological process: mitochondrial electron transport, ubiquinol to cytochrome c. The transcript is spliced from 7 exons. The coding region runs from base 75 to 1001 and encodes 308 amino acids.
GAUGUCAAUUUGUUAGGUACUUGACAGUUGAUUCUUUCUUUCACGACGUUUUCGACGUUUUCGAUUUUACUAUCAUGGCGGCCGCCGUAGGCAGGAUUUGUGGGGCACGACUUUUGAAAAAUUAUGGAAUAGUUGCACCCCAGGUCUGUCAGCUGUCCACCAAUGCUAAGGGAUGGACGAGGAAUAGAAAAUUGUGGCUAUCCACAUUAGGUGUAGUAGGAGGUGGUGUGGGGGCUUUGCUGUUUGCCCUGGAACAGUCGGUACAGGCCUCAGGCACAGAGGCACAUCCCUACCACCAGCCCUGGAGCCAUGAUGGAUGGUUCAAGUCACUUGACCAUGCUAGUGUGAGGCGAGGGUAUGAAGUAUACAAGCAAGUGUGCAAGGCGUGUCAUUCGCUGCAGUACAUCGCCUACCGUAACUUGGUCAAUGUCACCCACACCGAGGAACAGGCCAAGGCUGAGGCAGCUGAGGUAAUGGUGAAGGAUGGUCCUGAUGAAGAGGGCAACUACUUUGAGAGGCCCGGCAAGCUCUCAGAUUACUUCCCAUCUCCAUACCCCAACGAAAAUGCUGCCCGAGCUGCCAACAAUGGUGCGUACCCACCGGACUUGUCUCUCAUCGUGGCGGGUCGCAAGGGUGGCGAGGACUACAUCUUUGCUCUACUGACGGGCUACGUGGACCCGCCCGCCGGCGUCUUGCUGCGGGAGGGGCAAAACUACAACCCGUACUUCCCCGGCGGUGCCAUCUCUAUGGCACAAGUUCUGUACGACGAGGCUGCCGAGUACAGCGACGGAACUCCAGCGACCGCGUCACAACUGGCCAAAGACGUGUCCACUUUCCUCAGAUGGUGCUCCGAGCCCGAACUGGACGACCGCAGGCUCAUGACCAUCAAAGCCAUCGGCAUGUUCUCAAUGCUAGCCGCAGUCGUGUACUACUACAAACGACACAAGUGGUCUUCACUCAAGUCCAGAAAGCUAGCCUACAAACCUGUAUCUAAGAAAUAAUCCAGUAUAGUAGUGUGAUUACUUAUUACGUACAAUUUAGACAAUUUUUUUCCGAUAGGUGACAUCUUCAUCAUGUUAUUUAAUUGUUAUGAUUAAAAUAAUUUAUUUCUUACUUGCGGCAUGUUUUUCUUUCCCGGGAAUUUUGUGAAGUGUUCAACGCUUUUAACCGUUACCAUUCAAAGCCUGGCUAGUGAUUUAUAAGCGAGGUGGUAUUUUUAAUGUUAAUAAUUUAUCUAAUGUUAACUAACGUAUAACGUGUCGUGAAAAUGAAUGCGGCUCUGCCUGGUAAUACAUAGGUUACGAAAUUAUAUCAAUUAUUUUGUAAACUGUGCCUGUUAUGUGCAGUUCGUCAUUAUGAUGGAUUGGUGUACUACAGUCCAAUAAACGAAGUAUUGAAAAUCGUG